Hypoxylon fragiforme is the source of this 1244-nucleotide messenger RNA. RefSeq lists its product as uncharacterized. The transcript is spliced from 3 exons. The coding region runs from base 217 to 951 and encodes 244 amino acids. Gene Ontology annotation, biological process: intronic box C/D snoRNA processing; tRNA processing; nuclear-transcribed mRNA catabolic process, RNase MRP-dependent. Gene Ontology annotation, molecular function: ribonuclease MRP activity. Gene Ontology annotation, cellular component: ribonuclease MRP complex; cytosol; nucleolar ribonuclease P complex. The record is from RefSeq and is a predicted model, not a curated record. Lineage: Eukaryota; Fungi; Ascomycota; Sordariomycetes; Xylariales; Hypoxylaceae.
GAGUUCUUAUUCUUCCAAUUAUCGUAGUCCCUUUACAGUUUAAUACUAGCUACCUACUAGGCAGAUAUAGGGCCUGGCAAUAUAUUUUCACGUCUAGCAGGAUAUUUUAGGGAAUAUUGAAGAGUGAAAUGUUGAAUAGUUACCUAACCUUAGUUACUUUGCACCAUCUAUCUAACGACAACGGGCCUUGCUAAGACGUCGGGUUGUCAUCUCAAGAUGGAGAGAAAGAAAAGAAUCGUGUACCAACUGGACACACCGUAUUCAGCAAUAUCAUGGCCUAACAUCAAUCUCGAAGACCAAGACACAAUCCUCGAGCUUCUAUGCAAUCUGCUUGCCCCUUUAGGUCAAUACCGCUCAGAGCACCUCACGUUAUCGAACGGCAAACGUGAGAGGAAGCGGAAGCGCAAAGCACCUAUAGCACAACCUCAGCAUCUCCCUCCUCCUCCUGUACCGGAACUCAAGCUGUAUGUGGACGUUGGUCUCAGUGCUGUCACACGCUAUUUGCAGGAGACAGCAUCCAAGGAACACAGUGGGAAGUCCAAUGCUGAAGACAAAGGCGUUUGUCAAGAACCACCCAUUACCUAUUCGGCUAUCUUUGUGACUCGGUCUGGGCAGCCAAAUGUUCUCAAUGGCCAUCUACCUCAAAUGGUAGCUGUUGCCUCGAAAGCACAUCCCAUGGUAGCUCCUACUCGGCUAGUGGGGCUAUCAAAGGCCUGUGAGGAUCGAUUGUCGGAAUGUUUGGGUAUCCCUCGUGUCUCCUGCAUAGGGUUGAGGGAAGGUGCUCCAAGCUCAAAGGCUCUGGUCGACUUUACACGGCAGCAUGUCCCGGUCAUCGAGGUGAUGUGGCUAGACGAGGCAAGAACAACUGAGCAUAAGGAGACGAACAUUAACGUUAUCGAAACGUUUGUUGGUAGCAAAAAGCAGCAUAAUCGUGGGCCACCGCAGUCAUAAUCCUAACUAAGCAUUAUACCAGUUAGCUCUCAGUACAGAUAAUUACCAUUGUGAUAGGGGUUAUGGUUUGGAUGUGUUUUUAUACAUGGAUUAUUAUCUCAGGUGCUCUACAUGUAGAAAGAUGUUGCGUCUCUGUGCUGUUUGUACUUUGGCGGUUGCCUGCGUCUGCGAGUUCCAAUGGCCAAGAAACUUGCUAAAUGGAACGAUGUAAUAACACAUCAAAGGAGCACUGUCUCGUAUUGCCAGAAUCACUGAUAGACGUACCGUCAUAUGUACAUGUAGUAAGUCCUGGG